Molecule: messenger RNA, 9079 nt
Organism: Bombina bombina (fire-bellied toad)
Lineage: Eukaryota; Metazoa; Chordata; Amphibia; Anura; Bombinatoridae
Gene: METTL27
Product: methyltransferase like 27
Exons: 6
Coding region: 86-955 (289 amino acids)
Molecular function (GO): S-adenosylmethionine-dependent methyltransferase activity
Source: RefSeq, a predicted model, not a curated record
GUAAAGCUGCACACAGUGUGGGCUUGGUUAUGCAAGAAGACAGAGCUAGUGCUUCCUGGUGCAGUGCAUUGUGGGAGCGUCACACAUGUACACUGCUGCCCGAGGGAACACUAAUGGUAGAAGCAGGAAAGAACCAUUAAUCAGAAGAGAACUAUUAAAGAAUCAUAGGAUUAAUAAUAUACUAAUCCUUCUGACACAGAGAAAGAGCAUGCUGAAAGGGCAAGGCGCAACAAGGUCAGCAGAUAUGGAAGCUAAAGAUCUCCAGCAGGUCAGAAACGUUAUAGCCUCUGCUCACAAAGACUGCACCCCAGCUCAGAAACUGCAGUUUUAUGACCACUGGGCACAAGAAUAUGAAGAGGAUGUUUCUGUGUUGGAAUACAAUGCACCCCGACUUGCUGCACUUGCACUAGACUCAGUAUGUGAUGCACAUCGGGAGUCCCAGCUGGUCUUGGAUGUAGCUUGUGGAACUGGACUUGUGGCACAAGAGUUGCAGCAUCAUGGCUUUAGGUUGUUCCAUGGUUUGGAUGGAAGUCCUGGGAUGUUGCAAGUUGCUGAGAACAAGGGCUUAUACCAGGAACUAAAGCAGUGCAUGUUGGGUCAGGAGACGUUACCUUCACCCUCUGACAGGUAUGACGCUGUUAUUAUAGUAGGAGCUCUCAGUGAGGGGCAAGUUCCUGUAUCAGUCAUCCCUGAAAUGCUUCGUGUUACAAAGCCUGGGGGCUUUAUAUGUCUCACUACCAGAAGUAAUACCUCAAACCUUCUGUACAAAACUGAACUGGAGCAAGAGCUGUCAAUACUACAGAGCAAAGGAUUGUGGGAUUGUGUUUCUUUACAGGAGGUGGAAAAAUGGGAAAAGGCAACGUCCGAGCAGGAGGUCAUUGGAGAAUCUGACUAUAUCUCUGGUGUUGUAUAUCUCUACAGGAAAACUGGACAUAUCCCAGAAGGACAUGGGUGAUUUAGAACAUCUAUGAUGACUGCUUUUAGGAUAAUUCAUAGUUAAUUUAAUAAGUAUGGAUGAUUUUAUGUAAAGUAAUGCCACUUUCAUUCCCUGUGGAAUUUAGUGAAAUGGUGUUAAACCACACAGGUUUAGCAUGCAUGUGCUUACCCCUAAAUUGAUAAACCCAAAAUGGCUACAGGUCGGUAAACUGUGAGACACAAAUGGGAUUUUCUUUUCCAGCGGAGACACUAUAAACCCCUGAAGAACACAUUGCAAGCCUCUGUGGGGUGCUGGUUUUCACUUUAAGACUGCAUUAAUGUCUAGUUUAAGUUUAUAUCCCAUUAUUCAUGUUCAGUUGUUAUUACUAUAUUACCAUGAAUCGUGCUAAAAUCAUACAAUCAUAUAAAUAUUAUAAAUUAAACCUUGUGGCAACAGUUCUCAUAUAUUUAGCUACAAAUACAUUGUUAUAUAUAAGAAAUUAUGAUUGAGUACUACUAACAGUUUCCUCCGUUAGUACUUACAUAUUUUCCAUAGAUAGAUAUGUUUAGACAUGUUUUUUUCAGUUCAUUUGCCUGUUUUAACCCAUUUCAUAGUGAGUUAUAUAAAUUUACAUAUCACAUUUUAGCUUUCCAUCUUAAUGGGAGGAGAGUCCACGGCUUCAUUCAUUACUAGUGGGAAUUAAGAACCUGGCCACCAGGAGGAGACAGACACCCCAGCCAAAGGCUUAAAUACCUCCCCCACUCCCCUCAUCCCCAGUCUUUCUUUGCCUUUCGUCACAGGAGGUUGGCAGAGAAGUGUCAGAAGAUUCGAAGUAGUCUCUUAUGGAGGGUAGUACUCUUCAGAAUGGGACUGGAGUUUUAAGUAAUCCUGUCAGCCUCUCUGUGAGAGCUUGGAUGAAAGUUAGAGUCCGGAGAUGCAGGGAGAGUCUUUCUGUGAAACCAUCCCGACUCAGAUUAGCAGCUCCAUAGGCAAUCAGCGUUGACGAGUUUUGCUGCCUGCUUUCUGCUUUCAAGUCCAUGUCAGGAGCGAUGCUAUUACCCUGUCACACUAGAAAGGCCGUGUUCCUGUUCCACGUCGUAGAUUCUGGUAAGAUUGUUUCAUUUAUACACAUAACGCAAGAAGACAGGGUCACAGUGUGUCUCCUUUUAUCUGUAUAGAAUCAAGGGUUAAUAUCCUCAGAAAGAGGGUUAUUGAACAGGGGGGGAUUUAUGCAUAAUAUUCUUUAUUGUGUUUAAUGCUGCGAUAUGUGUGAGAUGGGGCUCUGUCAAUGUGUGAACAGUCAGUUUCCUUAGGGAGAUAUCGACACAGCCUUUUUUUUGCUCGUUUUUCUCUUUAGUGCAGGGGUGGUCCUGCAUGGCACUCGAUGUGACCGGGUGUGGUCACAUGGAGUGAACUUCCUCUUUCUUGACUGGCGGUUGCCAGAGACAAAAGCGUUUUCUCUGUGGUCCGGGUCAUAGGAGGUGGUGAGUGCCCCAGCCAUUGGUGAAUAAAGGUGCCAUUUAAUUUCUAUGUCCGCAAUAAAGGCGCAAGCUAUGGAGGACUCUGAUUUGUUAGAGGAUACUCACUCCUUAUACAAAUCUAAUAACUGUGUUCAUUGUGAGGAGGUUCCGGUUGAUCCACCUGCUCAACUAUGUUCCACAUGCUUUGAUAAGAUUGCAAUAUCUAAAAAGAAUAAAAUAUUUAGUACAACUGAGCCGUCCACCUCUGAGGGUUCUCCGUCCCGCAAGGUGCGUUCCCUAUGUUCAUCUUCUAUUACACAUGCAGCUUCUACUGAUCCUCCCAUGGGAGGGGCCCUUUGGCCACCAGAUUUCGCUGAUCAGUUACAAAUGGCGGUUUCUGCAGUCUUCAAUGCCUUGUCUUGCCCUUCGCAAGCGUAAGGUGAAACAUAGCUAUCCUGGUCCCUGUUAAGAUGGCUAAUAUUAUUAAGAACGAAUGGAAGAAACUUAGCUCGACCUUUUCCCCAUCUACUUCUUUUAAAAGUCUGUUCCCUAUUCUAGACUUGGGGGCCAUCACUAAAGUGGAUAGGGCUAUAUCCAGGCUCGCUAAGGCAAAUAUGCAGAUUAUUCGCCUGAAUGCCAAGACAUCAGGUUUUCCUGUUUUAGCCUGUAGGGCUCUGUAGUUAUAGUCGUGGUCUGCUGACAUGACUACCAAGUCUAGAUUACUAUCCCUCCCAUUUCAGGGGAAAGUUCCUUUUGGUCCAGGCCUGGACUCUAUCAUAUCCACGGUCACGGGAGGCAAGGGUGCUUUUCUACUGCAGGAUAAGAAGAAUAAGCCUAAGGGGUCUACUUUUCGUCCCUUUCGUUCGGUAAAGUCCCAACGCCAGCAGCCUGCCGCGAAAACCGAGCAGUCCAAGGGAUCUUGGAAGCCAGCUUAAUCUUGGAACAGGGCCAAGCAGAGCAAGAAGCCCGCCGAGAAAAAAUCAACAUGAAGGGGUGGUCCCCGAUCCGUCUCUGGAUCGUGUAGGGGGCAGACUAUCUCUUUUCACGGACGCUUGGAUAAGGCAUGUUCAGGACCCUUGGGUUCUGGAGGUCAUCACCCAGGGUUACAGGAAUAGGGUUUAAGACUCAUCCGCCCAGUGGCAGAUUCCUCCUGUCAAACCUAUCAUCAAGACCGGAGAAGAGAGACGCCUUUCUAGAGUGCAUGAGGGAUCUCUCAUCUCUCAGGAUAAUCAUUCCAGUCCCUCUAACAGAAAGAGGUCUGGGGUAUUAUUCCAACCUUUUCAUGGUCCCAAAGAAGGAGGGCACAUUUCGUCCGAUUCUAGACCUAAAGUGCCUAAACAAAUUUCAGUUGGUCCCAUCGUUCAAGAUGGAGACUAUCAGGUCUAUUCUUCCCCCUAUUUCAAGAGGCAGUUCAUGACUACAAUAAAUUUGAAGGAUGCUUACCUUCACGUGCCAAUACACAAGGAUCACUUCAGGUUCCUAAUAUUUGCAUUUCUGGACCAACACUUCCAGUUUGUGGCCCUACCGUUCGGCCUGGCGACUGCCCCAAGAGUCUUUACGAAGGUUCUGGGAGCGCUGCUCGCCGUGGCGAGAGCCAGAGGUAUUGCAGUGGCACCUUAUCUGGACGACUUCCUGAUCCAGGCUCCGUCCUGCAGUUUCGCAGAGGACCAUUCGAGGGCUCUUCUUCUCCUUUGAUCUCAUGGAUGGAAGAUAAACGAAGGAAAGAGUUCCCUGGUUCCCUGCAACAGAGUGGAAUUCCUGGGUACGAUAAUAGACUCCAUAUCCAUGAAGAUAUUACUGACAGAUCAGAGACGUUGCAAGAUUGUGUCCAGCUGUCUUGCCCUUCAGACCUCCUCAAGGCCAUCUGUGGCCCGGUGUAUGGAGGUGAUUUGGCUCAUGGUAUCCAGCAUAGAUGUCAUUCCAUUCGCCAGGUUCCAUCUCAGACCUCUUCAGUUGUGCAUGUUGAGACAAUAGAACGGCGAUCACUCAGAUCUAUCCCAACAGAUCUCUCUGGACAACCGAACGAGGGAAUCCCUCUCUUGGUGGAUCGGUCCAGGACAAUUGUAACAGGGGACAUCCUUCUUGAGAUCAUCCUGGGAGAUUGUGACCAGGGACGCAAGCCUGCUGUUUGGGGUGCCAGAAAGGCACAGGGCAGGUGGACUUGAGAGGAGUCGCUUCUCCCAACAAAUAUUCUGGAACUUCGAGUGAUCUUCAAUGCUCUGAGGGCUUGGCCCCUCCUGGGGUCUUCCCAAAUCAUCAGAUUCCAGGCAGACAAAAUUACCUUGGUGGCUUACAUCAACCAUCGGGGGGAGCGAGAAGCUCCCUAGCCAUGAGGGAGGUAUCUCGGAUUCUGGAAUGGGCGGAGAUCCACAACUGUUUGCUGUCAGUGAUCCACAUUCCGGAUGUGGACAACUGGGAAGCGGAUUUUCUCAGCAGACAAUUGUUUCAUCCGGGGGAAUGGUCUCUCUAUCCCAAAGUGUUUGCGGAGAUCUGCAUCAGAUGGGGGUUGCCAGAGAUAGAUCUAAUGGCAUCCAGACUCAACUUCAAGCUACCCAGAUACGGUUCACGGUCCAGGGAUCCCCAGGCAGAGCUGAUAGAUGUCUUAGCAGUGCCUUGGAAGUUCAAUCUAGUCUACAUAUUUCCACCGUUGCCUCUUCUACCUCGAGUAGUUGCCCUUAUCAAGCAGGAGCAAGCUUAGGCUAUUCUGAUUGCUCCAUUGUGGCCGCAGAGGACUUGGUUUGCGGAUCUGGUGGGGGUGUCAUCGUCUCUUCCAUGGAGGUUACCUUGUCGCAGAGAUCUGCUGGUUCAGGGUGCCUUUCUACAUCAAAAUCUCAAUUCUCUGAGGCUGACUGCGUUGGGAUUGAACGCUUAGCCCUAGCCAAGAGAGUAUUUCUGAGAGAGUGAUUAAUACUCUCAUUCAAGCCAGGAAACCGGUCAUUCGUCGCAUCUAUCAUAAGGUGUGGAGGACCUACUUGUCCUGGUGUGAGGAACGUGGAUAUCCCUGGCAUAAGGUAAGGGUAUCCAGGAUUCUGUCCUUCCUCCAGGAUGGGUUGGAGAAGGGACUUGCCGCCAGUUCCUUAAAAGGACAGAUUUCUGCCUUGUCUGUACUGUUACACAAGAUGCUUGCAGAGCUUCCUGAUAUUCAGUCCUUUGUUCAGGCUCUGUCUAGGAUCAGGCCUGUCUUUAGAAGUUCCGCUCUCCCUUGGAGCUUAAAUUUGUUUCUUAAGAUUUUGCAGAGGGCUCCGUUUAAGCCUAUGCAUUCGCUUGACAUUAAACUUCUUUCCUGGACGGUUCUAUUCCUACUGGCUAAUGCAUCGGCACGCAGAGUCUCUGAGUUGGCGGCCUUGCAAUGUGAGCCUCCUUACCUGGUUUUUCAUGCCAAUAAGGUUGUUCUUUGCACUGGGUUGGGAUUUCUUCCCAUGUUUGUGUUGAAUCGUAACAUCAAUCAGGAAAUAGUUCCUUCCUUGUGUCCUAACCCUUUUUCAAAGGAAAGGUUGCUUCAUAAUUUGGAUGUGGUGCGAGCCUUGAAGUUCUAUCUUCAGGCCACAAAAUAAUUCAGACUAACUUCGUCUUUAUUUGUUGUGUAUUCAGGGAAGCGCAAGGGGCAGAGGGCCUCUUCCACUUCCCUGUCCUUUUAGUUUAGGAGCAUAAUCCGCUUGGCCUAUGAGACAGCGGGACAUAAGCCUCCUCAGAGCAUUACAGCUCACUCAACUAGGGCUGUGGCCACUUCAUGGGCCUUUAAGAAUGAGGCUUCUAUGGAGCAGAUUUGUAAGGCGGCUACUUGAUCCUCCUUACCUACUUUUACAAAAUUUUACAAAUUUGAUGUCUUUGUUUCAGCGGAAGCAGCUUUUAGGGGAGAGGUUUUACAGGCUGUGGUGCCCUCAGAUUAGGGUCCGCCUUCUUUUUGCCCUCCCGUUUUUUUUCAUCCAGUGUCCCCUAGAGCUUGGGUAUUUGUUCCCACAAGUAAUGAAGAAGGCCGUGGACUCUCUCCUCCCAUUAAGAUGGAAAACAUAAAUUAUGCUUACCUGAUAAUUUCAUUUCCAUCUGUGGAAGGAGAGUCCACAGCUCCCGCCCGUUUCUCCGGUGGGCGGACCUAAAUUUAUUUUUGUUCUUCUGGCACCAUUUAUACCCUGAUAUUUCUCCUACUGUUCCUUGUUCCCUUGGCAGAAUGACUGGGGGAUGAGGGUAGUGGGGGAGGUAUUUAAGCCUUUGGCUGGGGUGUCUUUACCUCCUCCUGGUGGCCAGGUUCUUAAUUCCCACAAAUAAUGAAUCAAGCCAUGGACUCUCCUCCCACAGAUGGAAAUUAAAUUAUCAGGUAAGUAUAAUUUUGUUUUUUAGCUUUUUUUUGGUUCCAUAUUAAAGGCACAUAUAUUGGAUCAUAUUCAACUAAAUAGUGAACCUUCUUCAUUGUCCUUUAUAUAUUAUUUAUAAUCAAAACCAGACUGCUUUAUAUGUACUCUAAUUUAUUUGUGUAUAAUUAAUUUGGGACCAGUAUGUAGGCAUGCAAAUGCAGAAGUAGGCGGCCCCUCAUUGAUUUCUGCUCUUUGAGUGUUGGAGGUCGCAAAAUCUGAUGUGUUGCAAUGAAUAUCCCCUGGGCUGCUUGUGUGACAGGUCUCAUUGGAAUAAUCAGAGAGUGAACUAAAAGUAUAUGAAUGAGAAAGUGAAAUGGCAAGCAGGCAGGCAGGCUUGGUCAAAUGGCUUUUUAUUUUUUAUUCUAUAAUUUUAUUCCACUUACACCUGUCAAACAAGCAGGCCAGGGGAUAUCCAUUGUUACCCAUCAGAUUUUGCAACAUCCAGCACCUACCGCGCAUGGGCGCCUAUAAGUCAGUGGUUCUGCUCAUUAGAUUUUGCAACCUCCGAUGUGUGUAACGUGUUGUGAGUGGUUGGAAAAACUGAUGGACAGAAGCUCCAUUACUUUUGUGCGCCCAUGUGUGGUGUUAAAGGUUUCAAAAUAUAAUGGGUGGUGGGGUUUACGUGUGCGCUUGAAUGCGCAUUUACCGGGGCACAAAUAAGUUUGGAAUGUGCAUGCAUGUGCAGUUGUCAAGGUUGCAAAAUAUGAUGGGCAAAAGAGCUGAUUUAUGCACACUGAUGCUCAGUGUUAGAGUUUUCAAAAUAUAAUGGUCACUAGGGUUGACAUUUACGCUUGCAUGUGCAUUUAGCGGGGCACAAAUAUGUGUGUAAUGCGCAUGCAUGCGCGUUGUUCAAGGUCUCAAAAUCAGAUGGGCAGAAGCGCUGACCUAUGCGCCCCCAUGUGCAGUGUUAGAUGUUGCAAAAUAUGAUGGGUUGAUGUAAGCGCUCGCAUAAGCACUUAGCAGGGCACAAAUGUCUGUAAUGCGAUAACAUAUCUGCACCCAUGCACAGAUCGUAUGGUUGCAAAAUCCGACAGAACACCAGAUUAAUGUUUGUGAAAGAUCACCAGAGUGAGAUCUUUGCAAAUCCAGAUCCUAGCAUGGUGAUUUUUCACAAGCAUAAAUCCGGUUUCGAAAUUCAACAAGGGGCCGCCUACUUCUGCAUUCGACAGCUAGCAAUGGUGCCGAAUGUCCAUGGUUGCUGAUAUGAUGUUCAUGACCUCCCUUGAGUAGAACAAGUUACUUCCCAUAAACAACCUUAUUUACCAUUUUCUAUAGAUAGUAUAAUUUUACAAUUUUUUACACUGUUGUUGAUUGUAAGAAUCUGUUUUUGUAUAGAGGUUUUUAUUUCUUUCUUUAACAUUCACUCUCCUCAACAAUCAACAUAGUACUCCAUUUUUUUGAGCAGCAGGUAAACUAAAAGCCACUUUAAACUGAAAAUUAUGUACAACCAACUCCUGGGAUUCUACUGUUCAUUGGCAGGCAAGGACGACACCCACAGAAAAAAAUGGUUUAUUCAGCACAGUCAAAUCUAUUUUUCAAAAACAAAGCACCGUGAUUCAUUGCGAAACAUGUUCUUUUAAAUACAUCGGUAAAAAACUUAGUGUCAUGUCUCUUUAAUGCUUUUACCUUUGGUUUAACACCAAUUUAAAAGGACAUUCCAUUCAAAUAUUAAAUACACAUAGAUGGAUUACAUCUUUGAAUAGAAAAUAUGUUUCUAGUGAAAGUCGUCACUGUUUUACUGUUAACAUUUUUCUCUGCAUGUGAAGCAUAGCUAGAUAUUCUCACUGCACCAGCAGUUUAAAUACUGCAGCUGCUCAGAGCACCAGUGGGGUCUGUAUCAUGUCAGGAAUUAAAAAAAAUAGUCAUUACCACAUGGUACAAGCACGUUAGGCUCUCUAAGCAAAUGUUGUGUUUAAAAUGCUGGUGCACAGAACAUACUUAAUACACCUUUGAAACAGCUAUAACUUUUCUUAGAAGGGUUUUUGGUAAUAAAUGAAUACUACAAAAAUACUUUUAUUCAAAACUGAAAUUCAUCCAUGUGGAUUCCAAUUUUGUCUGGAAUGUCCCUUUAAGAGCAAUGUGUAACACUUUUAACUCAGGCUUUAUUUGAAAUCCAUUAUUGGUUGGCUUGAUUCUUACAUUGUGUUAAAUAUGAUACCCUGCUUAGGGUAGAACACAUAUGUGAGUAUGUAAUGACAACAGGAGUCUAUAAUAAAAUAGUUUUAUGCACUAAAGGUUGAAGUCUGAGUUGUACAAUGCUGAGUAGAAAAUACAUGUGUUGCUUCAACAGAAAGGUCUUAAGUACAAAUGUGUAAUAAAGGACAUGACUAGAAUAAAUCAGUUUAAUCACA